AUGAUUAAAAGGAACGGUGAUAAUGUAUAUGCGAUCGCGUCAAACAAUCAGUGUCAAGGCGGCCGGAGUUCCGUCUCGCUCUUCCCAAGCGCGACGAGGAUACCGCGGGCCACAAGCAGGAUGACGCCGAACGACGCGCCAAACACCAAGGAGGCCAACAUAGCACUAUCAACUUACGUCGAGAAAUGGAAGACGAGGUACGAGGACUCCGAGAGGAAGCAUAAAGCCAACCUCCUCAAGUCCGAAAAAGCCAAACGUGAAUAUGACGAUCUUCUCCGCCGUUUCAACAUCGUCACUGAAGAAAGGAGGCACUUGGAAGCCGAGCUUCAUGAUAGGGAGAAAGAGCUUAAUAAACUGCGAGCUGUUUCCGAGAAGCUGUUCCGGGAGUACCAGCAGCUUAAAAACCAGCAUGAGAUCGAUUCGGGGGUUAUGCAAAAGGUGAUGCAGCAAGCGGGAGAAUGGUACAAACAGAACAAACAGCUGAAGAGGAAGAGUACGGCUUUGAUGAUGACCGUUGGAACUGUUGACAUAGACCUGGACGCUACUGAUGCAGCCUCCGAUUCGAGCAGUAAUGAAGAAGUGGAAUUCCUCAAACGAACGGUCACAGAACUUAGCGAACAAGUGGCUGCCCUACAGACCGACGCUAACGCUGCUCGCUUACAGGAGUUUGAAGCACAUGAAGCUACUGUACAACUGGCACAGGAACUUGAAGCUGAGAAGGAAAAAUCUGCGGCUCAAGAGAAAGAGUUACAAGAAUUAAGAAACCAAUUAGAGAGACAUAACAGAGUGUCCAAGUUAUUGAUGGACGAGAUGAGCGAACUGAAGGAGAACGCAGACAAGGACAGACAGAUGGCUGAAACAUACAAAACGGAAGCCCGGGAUGCUAAGAAGCGCGUCAAAGUUUUAACACACCAGAGUGCGCUGUUGAUGGGAGAAUUGGAAGUAGAUGAACGACUUGGAUUACUGUUGGGGGAAGUGGACGCGUUGAGAGAUGCUCUGGAGCAACAGACGGCGAGACAUAGAGAUCAAUUGGAGGAAUUACAGUUGAAAAUAGCAGAAAAACACGAAGACACAGAUAUACUGCUUUGGGAAGAGAAAAUAAGACUCGCUGAAGAAGAUGCUCAGAAGGCUCUAGAACGAGCUGAGAAGGCGGAGAAGAAGUUAGCGGAAAUAGAAAGAAGAUUAUCAGAAGACCGGAAACCGAGGAAAUCUAGCUUGAUGUCUAGAAUAAACUACUUCGAGACAGGAGGAGAUAUGAAAAAUGACGUGAAACCGGUCAAAGAAGUUGUUAGAGAAGUAAAAAUGGAGCCUGUCGAACAAACUAAACAACCAUCACCUAUCCCGCCAGAUGUUCCGCCCCCUCCUCCCGCUCCGUGCCCUCCCCCUCCUCCCUCCCUCCUGCCUCCCCCUCCUCCGCCUCCCCCGCCGCCGCCCCCUCCAGCAGUAUUCAAAGCCGUCUCCGUAGAAGACAUGGCGGACAUGCUGGCUAAUAAAGGAGCCACCCUGAAGAAAACUAAACAGAAUGGAGGAGGUGCUAUAGAUGCUAUAGUGGAUCAAAUCAAAGGAGGCAAGUUCCAACUAAAAUCUACGGAACAGAACUUCAUGGAAAAGAAACCCAAGGACGACCAGCCCGAGGCUGUGAAGGAAAUGUUACAGAUACUUGGAACGCUGAGGAAGAGGAGGAAUGUUAAUAGAACUAAUGUUAUUAACACUGGAGAUGACUGA
Danaus chrysippus (African queen) is the source of this 1725-nucleotide messenger RNA. Lineage: Eukaryota; Metazoa; Arthropoda; Insecta; Lepidoptera; Nymphalidae. The record is from the annotation of a GenBank genome assembly.